AUGCCGCCCAAAAAGGCCCCCGCUGCAGAGAAAAAGACGCUGCUCGGCAGACCAAGCAACAAUCUCAAAAUCGGCAUUGUCGGCCUGCCCAAUGUCGGCAAAUCUUCCUUCUUCAAUGCCUUGUCGAAAACAGAUCUCGGCAAAGCUGCAAACUUUCCCUAUGCAACCAUAAACCCAGAGGAAGCCCGCAUACCAGUCCCAGACCCCCGCUUCGACUGGCUCUGCGAAGUCUACAAACCCUCCAACCGCAUCCCCGCCUUCCUCACCUGCAUAGACAUUGCCGGUCUCACAGCCGGCGCAUCAACAGGCGCAGGCCUUGGCAACGCCUUCCUCUCCCACGUCCGCGCAGUAGACGGCAUCUUCCAGGUCGUCCGCGCCUUUGACGACGCAGAGGUCACCCACGUCGAGGGCGACGUCGACCCCCUCCGCGACAUGGAGAUCAUCCAAACAGAACUCCGCCUCAAAGACAUCGAGUGGACCGAAAAGGCCCUCGACGCCCUCAAAAAGACAACCCGCGGCCUCGGCAGCACCAGCCUCGCAGACCGCGCAAAGAAAGAAGAACUCGCAACCGUCGAGCGCGUCCUCAAGACCCUCACCACAGACGCAAAGGACGUCCGCAAGGCAGACUGGAACAACAAGGAGAUCGACGUCAUCAACGGCCUCCAGCUCCUCACAGCAAAGCCCGUCACAUACCUCGUCAACCUCAGCGAGAAGGACUAUGUCCGCAAAAAGAACAAGUGGCUCCCCAAGAUCAAGGCAUGGAUCGACGCCAACAACCCCGGAGACCCCCUCAUCCCCUUUUCCGUCGCCCUCGAGGAGCGCCUCGCCCCCCUGUCCGACGAGGAGCGCGAAGAAGAACAGAAGAACGCCGGCGCUGUCAGCGCCCUCCCCAAGAUCACCCAGGCCGGCUACGCCAGUCUCGACCUCAUCCGCUACUUUACCUGCGGCCCCGUCGAGGUGCGCGCGUGGACGAUCCGGCGCGGGACCAAGGCGCCGCAGGCCGCGGGCGUCAUCCACUCCGACUUUGAGAACAAGUUUGUCUGCGGCGAGAUCAUGGCGUACGAGGACCUGCGCGAGCACGGCAGCGAGGCCGCCGUCAAGGCUGCCGGCAAGCUGCGCCAGCAGGGCAAGCCGUAUGAAAUGGUCGACGGCGACGUUGCGUACUGGAAAGCGGGCGCAUAA
Molecule: messenger RNA, 1182 nt
Organism: Pleurotus ostreatus (oyster mushroom)
Lineage: Eukaryota; Fungi; Basidiomycota; Agaricomycetes; Agaricales; Pleurotaceae
Exons: 7
Coding region: 1-1182 (393 amino acids)
Cellular component (GO): cytoplasm
Molecular function (GO): ATP binding; GTP binding; ATP hydrolysis activity
Source: RefSeq, a predicted model, not a curated record